Elaeis guineensis (African oil palm) is the source of this 1561-nucleotide messenger RNA. The record is from RefSeq and is a predicted model, not a curated record. Lineage: Eukaryota; Viridiplantae; Streptophyta; Magnoliopsida; Arecales; Arecaceae.
UUUUGCACGAUAAUAUGCAAGAAAUUGGACGGGAAGAUGGAAUAAACCGUUGGCUCAUGGGUUGACAUCGACUGAUUUGCUAUUUGUGGCCAAGACUGGUGAGGCAGCAUGACCCGAGAGUCAGAAAAAGCAUGUGCCCGUGCAAGAAGGGUAGUAGGGCCGUGGAAAACGGAAGAGGGGGUGGAAACUUUCAUGGCACUUUCGUAGCAGGGCAUCCAACAGACGCGUAGAUCUCUCUUGCCAACGGACGAGCACACCUUGAAAAUAGGAUUAGCCCAGCAUGGUACGUGAGAGAAGGAACGCCUCUGUAUGAUUUUGGGAGGAAGGAGGUGUUGAUUUGGUCGAGGACAGGAUGGAGAGUUGCUUGCAUGUGUUCUCGAGCAAGACGAAGGAGAUGUUUGGGCCGUUACAUGACAAGGCCAGGAGCACCACGGCGUUGAUUCAAUCCUCGACGAGAGGAGUCAUCGUCGUCUUCGUCGUUCUCUUUCUUCUCGUGGUCUUAAUUUCUGUUCGCUUCAUCAACAACGAAUCCCUCACAGCCGGCGUGGCCGCCAUAGCCUCCAAGACUCAUCAAACUUUCUUUGGACGCUCGGAGCCCCACAGACCGGCAGCAGCACAAGCCGUCCAUUUUGCCUGCGGCCUCGGAAACCAAGUCACCACCACCCCGUGCCGAAGAAGAACACCACCCUCACCACCAUCUCCAUCGUCUCCUCUGCCUUCCCCUUCCUGCCCUGACUACUUCCGGUGGAUCCACGAGGACCUCCGUCCCUGGAGCCACACCGGCAUCACUCCCGACAUGGUGGCCGGUGCCCAGAAGUUCGCCGACUUCCGGCUCGUCAUCCUCGACGGCCGGGUUUACAUGGAGAAGUAUCGCGGCGCGUUCCAGACCCGAGAUGUGUUCACCCUCUGGGGAAUCCUUCAGCUGCUGAGCCGAUACCCCGGCCGCAUUCCCGACCUGGAACUCAUGUUCAACUGCGGCGACAUGCCGGUCGUUCCGUACGCCGGCCGCCGGGAUUCUCCUCCGCCGCCGCCGCUCUUCCGCUACUGCAAGGAUGAUUCCACGGCCGACAUCGUGUUCCCGGACUGGUCCUUCUGGGGUUGGCCUGAGAUCAAUAUAAAGCCGUGGGUGACGCUGAGCGAGGAGCUGAGAGAAGCGAACCAGAGGAUGAGUUGGAUGAAAAGAGAGCCGUACGCUUACUGGAAGGGCAAUACGGGCGUGUGCGAGACUCGGCGGCAGGUGAUGCGGUGCGACGGCAAGGAAUGGAAUGCUCGGAUAUACCAGCAGGACUGGGUUAGAACGAUAAAGGAAGGGUUUAAGGGAUCAAAUUUAGCCGACCAAUGCAAACAUAGGUAUAAGAUUUUUAUCGAAGGGAGGGCUUGGUCGGUGAGCGAGAAGUAUAUUUUGGCGUGCGACUCGCCAACGCUGUACGUGAAGACUCGGUUCCAUGAUUUCUUCUCGAGGGGGCUGAUUCCUGGACGCCAUUACUGGCCCAUUCCAGAGAGGGAUAAGUGUAGGUCGAUCAAGUUUGCGGUGGAUUGGGGCAACUCCCAUAAGCAAGAG